CGUCAACACGUCGACGACGCUUCAGCUGUCAGACUUUGGCCACCCAAGAGGGUUUUGUUAGCAAACUAAAACGCGAACUGUUCGGCACUACUUCAAAGUUGUGCAUCCUUUUGUUAAUCGAGCUUUGAGCGCGUUAGCUACUUAUUGGCACACUAACCUUGCAGGAGGCGCCCUGUUGUUUUAAUCGCUGUUAGAUGUUGCUCUGCAGAGAUCCUGAGCGGGUGUGAGAAUAAAGGCAGCUAGGGAGGGAGUAAAAAAGGCAAAAGUCUUUGUGCUUCCCUUCCCCCUCAUCAAAGCAAAAAGGGAAAUGUCUGGCCCUAGAGCGGUGAAGAAGAGGAACCCUGGGCCAAAGCUGCCCAGAGAUGCGUUUAUACCUCCAGAGGCAGUUCCAGCGCCCCCUCGAGAUCUCGACACAAAAGCGCGUGUCAAAAUCGGAGAUCAGAAUGUAGUAGUGGAGGCAGAUGACUUGGAACAGAUUGAGGAGCUUGGGAGGGGAGCUUAUGGUGUGGUGGAAAAGAUGAGACAUGUGCCCAGUGGUGUCAUCAUGGCUGUGAAGCGAAUUCGUGCUACAGUCAACACUCUAGAACAGAAGAGGCUUCUGAUGGACUUGGACAUCUCCAUGAGGACAGUGGACUGCUUCUACACCGUGACUUUUUAUGGUGCCCUCUUCAGAGAGGGUGAUGUUUGGAUCUGUAUGGAAUUGAUGGACACGUCUCUGGAUAAGUUCUAUAAGAAGGUCAUUGAGAAGGGCAAAACCAUUCCUGAGGACAUCUUGGGCAAAAUCACAGUAGCAAUUGUCAAGGCAUUAGAGCAUCUGCAUCAUAACCUGGCAGUGAUACACAGAGAUGUAAAGCCCUCCAACGUCCUGAUCAACACAGAGGGGCAAGUCAAAAUGUGUGAUUUUGGCAUCAGUGGCCACCUGGUGGAUUCUGUGGCCAAAACGAUGGAUGCUGGCUGUAAGCCCUACAUGGCUCCUGAGCGGAUCAACCCGGACCUUAACCAGAAAGGUUAUAGUGUGAAGUCAGACAUCUGGAGUCUUGGUAUCACUAUGGUCGAGCUGGCCAUUCUGAAAUUCCCUUACGACUCAUGGCGUACCCCAUUCCAGCAGCUCAAACAGGUGGUGGAUGAACCUUCUCCACAGCUGCCUGCAGAAUGCUUCUCCCCGGAAUUUGUAGACUUCAUCUCCCAGUGUUUAAGGAAGACACCAAGUGAAAGACCAGCUUAUACAGAAUUAAUGAAACACCAGUUUUUCACCCUGCAUGACUCUAAAGAGACAAACGUGGCCAGUUUUGUCAAGGACAUACUGGGUGAUUGAUGGGCAUCCUUCAUCAUCCACGUAAGUGGGAAGGACUUUUCAGCAAGCAAACCAAUGACCCUACUUUUUCAAAAAGGAAAAACAGACCCUCUCUGGAAUGUCAAACUUUUGUGCACCCACGCAUCAGGGACAUAAUCCGAAGACUGACCGGGUCUCUGGCCGGCAAGAUGAUUGAAUUUCAUAUGCAAAACUGGUAGUUAUGUACGUGUUGGUGUAUCCUGAAUGCUAUCUUUGCAUAUAUUUUUGUAUGAUUGCUGAUAACCACUUUUGAUACAGUUUUCCUUUGAUAAGUGUGAAUUUUACAGACUAGAGCCAACAUCUCACUUGCCUUUGCCCUGAUGCUAUUGGUCCAGCGGGGGGGGAGGGGGGGGGGGGGGCACGAACACGACUGUCGUAUAUAGUCGUCUCGAGCAAAGCUAAAGAAAACUGUCUAAGGUCACUUUCUGGGCAGGAGGAAUCAUUCCUGGAGUGCUGAUUGGCACGAGGAAAGAAUGUCUUCUGUGAUCUGUGACCUCCAUGCUGUGAACACUGAGUGUUCUUUCUUUAUUUUUUUCUCUCUCGGGCAUCAUAAAGUCAGCUCCUGUCUUGUGAUUGUUACUACCUGGAAAAGUUCAGGAUUUUUCCAAUCGAGCGUAUUGCUUUAUCUGUUUAUGGGUAACAAUUUGUGCAGUGUUCUUCUGAUUUGCUGCAAUAUUGCAUUUUUUUUCCUUCUUUUGAACUUGUUCUGGUUUGGAGUUUGAUUAAAUUACAAGAAUGUUUUAA
Nothobranchius furzeri (turquoise killifish) is the source of this 2077-nucleotide messenger RNA. Its product is annotated as dual specificity mitogen-activated protein kinase kinase 6. Lineage: Eukaryota; Metazoa; Chordata; Actinopteri; Cyprinodontiformes; Nothobranchiidae. Gene Ontology annotation, molecular function: ATP binding; MAP kinase kinase activity. Gene Ontology annotation, biological process: MAPK cascade; protein phosphorylation. The record is from RefSeq and is a predicted model, not a curated record.